Messenger RNA from Clupea harengus (Atlantic herring), 2745 nucleotides. RefSeq names its product minichromosome maintenance complex component 7 (gene mcm7). Gene Ontology annotation, biological process: double-strand break repair via break-induced replication; DNA replication initiation; DNA replication. Gene Ontology annotation, molecular function: ATP binding; single-stranded DNA helicase activity; single-stranded DNA binding. Lineage: Eukaryota; Metazoa; Chordata; Actinopteri; Clupeiformes; Clupeidae. Gene Ontology annotation, cellular component: MCM complex; nucleus. The record is from RefSeq and is a predicted model, not a curated record.
UUUCGCAGUGUCCAUGCUUUCUUUCGAGAGGAGUUGCGGUGAACCGAUCACUAGGAUUAUCAAAUUGUUAUAAAACUUUUAUCUUAAUCCAGGUGCUACAACACUUUUACAAGCCAUUAUCCGUGUGAGGUGAUCAGUUUUCAUCUGUAAUCAUGGCUCCCAAAGACUACAUGGCUGAGAAAGAAAAGGCCAAACAAUUCCUUCAGGAAUUCUACAGUGAGGAUGACAACGGAAAGAAGGUUUUCAAAUAUGGAGCCCAGUUGGUGGCUCUGGCUCACAGAGAGCAGGUGUCCCUGGUGGUGGACCUGGAUGACAUCGCUGAGGAGGACCCCGAGCUGGUGGAGAGCAUCUGUGAGAACGCCAAGCGCUACAUGGGUCUGUUCGCUGACGCCGUCCACGAGCUGCUGCCAGAGUACAGAGAGCGAGAGGUGGUGGCCAAAGAUGCCCUGGAUGUCUACAUCGAGCAUCGGCUGAUGAUGGAACAGAGAGGUCGCGACCCCGCCGACACGCGCGACGCCAGGAACCAGUAUCCCGCUGAGCUCAUGAGGAGAUUUGAGGUGUACUUCAAGCCCCCUGGCACAUCCAAGCCCAAGGUGGUGCGUGAUGUGAAGGCGGACAGCAUCGGCCAGCUGGUGAUGGUGAGGGGUAUCGUCACCCGUGCCACGGAGGUCAAGCCCAUGAUGGCCGUGGCCACCUACACGUGUGACCAGUGCGGCGCGGAGACCUACCAGCCGAUCCAGUCGCCCACCUUCAUGCCGCUCAUCAUGUGCCCCAGCCAAGAGUGCGUCACCAACAAGUCUGGCGGGCGCCUCUACUUGCAGACCAGGGGGUCAAAGUUCGUCAAGUUCCAGGAACUGCGCAUACAGGAACAUAGUGACCAGGUGCCGGUGGGGAACAUCCCCCGCAGCAUGUCUGUGUACGCCCGGGGAGAGAACACCAGGGUGACCCAGCCCGGGGAUCACGUGGCCAUCUCCGGAGUCUUCCUGCCGCUCCUGCGCACCGGCUUCAGACAGGCUGUGCAGGGGCUGCUGUCGGAGACGUACCUGGAGGCCCACAGCAUCACGCUCAUGAACAAGACUGAGGAUGAUGAGAUGGGGACACAGGCGCUGAGUGAGGAAGAGCUGCGCCAGAUCACAGAGGAGGACUUCUAUGAGAAGCUAGCGGGCUCCAUCGCCCCAGAGAUCUACGGGCACGAGGACGUGAAGAAGGCCCUGCUGCUGCUGCUGGUGGGCGGGGUGGAGCAGGCUCCGCGGGGCAUGAAGAUCAGAGGCACCAUCAACAUCUGCCUCAUGGGAGACCCAGGAGUGGCCAAGUCUCAGCUGCUGUCCUACAUUGAUCGCCUCGCUCCUCGCAGUCAGUAUACGACUGGACGAGGCUCCUCAGGCGUCGGUCUCACGGCUGCUGUAAUGCGGGACAACCUCACUGGGGAGAUGACCCUGGAGGGCGGAGCCCUGGUGCUGGCUGACCAGGGGGUGUGCUGCAUCGAUGAGUUUGACAAGAUGGCCGACGCCGACCGCACAGCCAUCCAUGAGGUCAUGGAACAGCAGACCAUCUCCAUUGCCAAGGCUGGUAUUAUGACCUCCCUGAAUGCCCGCUGCUCCAUCCUGGCAGCGGCCAACCCCGCGUACGGGCGCUACAACCCCCGCAAGACCAUCGAGCAGAACAUCCAGCUGCCCGCGGCGCUGCUGUCGCGUUUCGACCUGCUGUGGCUGAUCCAGGACAAGCCCGACGCUGAGGCCGACCUGCGGCUGGCCCAGCACAUCACCUACGUGCACCAGCACUGCCGGCAGCCGCCCAUGCACUUCACCCCCAUCGACAUGAAGCUCAUGAGGCGCUACAUGACCCAGUGCAAGAACCGUCAGCCGAUGGUGCCUGAGGAGCUGGCUGACUACAUCACAGCGGCGUACGUGGAGAUGAGGAAGGAGUCGCGCGUCAGCAAGGACACCACCUUCACCUCCGCCCGUACGCUCCUCUCCAUCCUGCGCCUCUCCACCGCUCUGGCUCGCCUGCGUCUGGUGGACAUGGUGGAGAAGGAGGACGUGAACGAGGCCAUGCGUCUCAUGGAGAUGUCCAAGGACUCCCUGCAGGCCGACAAGUCCUCCACCACCAGGACGCAGAGGCCCGCUGACGUGAUCUUCUCACUGGUGCGUGAGCUGGCGGGCGAGGGUGUGGGCGGGCGCGGCGGCACCGGCGGAUUGGUGAAGCUGGCGGAGGCAGAGCAGAGGUGUGUGACGCGUGGUUUCACCCCGGCGCAGUUCCAGUCGGCGAUAGACGAGUACGAGGAGCUCAACGUGUGGCAGGUCAACCAGGCACGCACCCGCAUCACCUUUGUGUGAAGGACCGCCAUCUCUGAUUCUACCAAUGACACACACACACACACACACACACACACACACACACACGACAAACUGUGGAGGGGGAGGAGCGAUGAGGACCGGAAGUGUACAGAAACGCCAAAAUGGAGAUCAUCAGUGGACUCGAGGAUCAAGGCGGCCAUUUUGUGUCUGUUUGCGUUUGUUCCCUGCAUUAUGCUUAAUGGAUUUGGUAGCUGCAAGGAGCCAACAUGGGAAGGGAGGGGUGGUGGGGGGAUCUUUGGACUCAUAAGGGAUUGUGGUUUUCUAACUUAUGGCUGUCUGCAAAGAGUGAUUUUUGAUUUAUCUUUCUCUGCUUGAAAGAAUUUAUGCUUGUCUGUAAAGUGCUUCACUUUUAAAAACGAAUGAUCUGAAAUAAAGUUUUGUGUAUACA